AACCCAUCAGAUGGUCGUCGUGCGGAGCGCGAGCGAAAUUCGAAUCCAGUCGAGAGCGCCCGAUUUCAAAGAUUUAAAUAAACGAUCGUGUGCAUAUGCAAAUGUAAUUUGCUGUGAAGAUGCAAGCGUGAAAUAGCCCGAGUUUCUUGAUGCAAGUCCCACGAAAUCGAAACAAUCGAAAGUUUAUUGAAGAAAAUAACUCAAAGUGAAAAAUCGCAACCAAAAUACGUGCAGGAUGAGGACAAAAAUGAACGUGUCCUGGCCAUGGAGCAUCCUGCUGCUGCUAAUCGCCGCCAUAUCCUUCACCGAUGGCUACAACAUCGAUCUGCCCAGUUAUGUUCGCUUCCGGCAAGCCACCAAUUCCAUGUUUGGAUUCAGCAUUGCAAUGCACAAGGCACGCAGCAAUUUCUUCAGCAAUCAGAACAACUGCAGCCUGAUUGUUGGAGCACCCCAGUUGGACACCUCCCGUUACCAGCCAGGUGUGGAGGUGGGCGGCGGUGUCUUCAAGUGCAGCAUGAACGAUGAUGACUGCAAACUGGUGACAUUCGAUUCGAAAGGUAACAAUCGGAAUAGUGACCAUCAGAUUGUGGACAGGAAGUCCCAUCAAUGGCUAGGAGCGACAGUGGCCACAGGACGCGAUAAUGAUAUGGUUGUGGUAAGCUUGUGCCCUCGCUAUGUGUUCCAUACGAUGACGCCUGCCACAACGUUCCGCAUUGAUCCCGUGGGCACCUGCUUCACCUCGCGCGACUUUGAGCGCUUCCAUGAGGUCUCCCCCUGCAGGACAAACUACUGGGGUUAUCAUCGCCAGGGCUCGUGUCAGGCGGGAUUCAGUGCAGCUAUCAAUGGGAAUGGCUCGCGUCUGUUCAUUGGCGCACCUGGCAGUUGGUACUGGCAAGGACAAACCUACUCAAUACCGCCCGAUGCCGAGUUUCCAUUUAAGCCGCCUUUGUAUCAGCCCUUCGGCACUGGAGGUCAGGCCAGCUCUCAUGAUGUUACCCGGCCGGAGAACCAGGUCUUCUCCACCUCAGAGAGCUCCUCGGCCAAUGAUGACUCCUAUUUGGGUUACUCAAUGAUCACCGGUGACUUCAAUGGCGAUCGUAGCGAGGAUGUGGCUAUAGGAAUGCCCCGAGGCGCCAAUCUUGUGGGCAGAAUCGUAGUCAAUAGCUGGAAUAUGGCGAAUAUCUUCAACAUCACCGGUCGUCAAAUUGGCGAAUACUUCGGUUACUCCUUGGCCACCAGCGAUGUGGAUGGCGAUGGCCUGGACGAUCUGAUCAUUGGCGCACCCAUGUACACGGAUCCCGAGAAUGUUGAGGGCAAGUACGAUGUGGGACGAGUGUAUAUCCUGCUGCAGGGCGGCCAGACUGAGGACAGGCGCUGGAGCAUUGAGCAUAUCCGCGAUGGACUCCACAGUAAGGGACGCUUUGGCCUGGCCCUGACCACACUGGGUGAUGUCAACGGUGAUGGGUAUGGUGACUUUGCUGUGGGUGCACCAUAUGACGGACCCGAGGGUCGUGGUGUUGUCUACAUCUACCAUGGAUCCAGCAAUGGUCCAUUGGCGAAGCCCUCGCAAGUGAUCAAGUCAGAGCAGAUUGUCGAAGGAGCACCCUAUCCGCGCACCUUUGGCUUCUCUUUGUCCGGUGGCGUCGACAUGGAUGGCAACACAUAUCCAGAUUUGGCUGUGGGUGCCUACACCUCCGACCAGGUGUUCAUCUUCAAGGCACGACCAGUGGCCGCUGUGAAUGCGGAGACCAACUUUGUCAGCAACUCCAAGCUGAUCAGCCUGGACGACAGGAGCUGCCAGUUGCAGCGGGAUCACAAGCAGGUGCCCUGCAUGCUCCUCACCACCUGCUGGAGCUACACGGGUCGCUAUCUGCCUGAGCAGCUGGACUUUGAUGUAUCCUGGCUGCUGGAUGCCAAGAAGCUGCCCAAUCCACGCAUGUUCUUCCUCCGCGACGAGGGCAAACACAUUAGGAAUCAAACCAUUCGCUUGAACUAUGGUCAAAAGUACUGCCUUAAUGAGACGGUGUAUCUGAUGGACAAGGUCCAGGACAAGCUUACACCUCUGGAGGUGGAAGCCAGGUAUAAUCUGCGCAGCAAUCGACCCCUCGAGCCGGAGGUGCGUCGCAGGAGGAGCACUCUGGAUCCGAUAAUUGAUCAGAAUCGGGAGAUUGUUCUAAGGGAUGCCAUCAAUAUACAAAAGAACUGUGGUCCGGACAACAUCUGUGAGCCAGAUCUCAAGCUGGAGGUCAAAACUGUGGACAAGUAUCUAUUUGGCUCGCCGGAACCCCUGGUCAUUGAGGUUCUGAUUUCGAACAACAACGAGGAUGCCUUUGAGGCUGCCUUCUAUAUGCUCACUCCGCCGGAUCUGCAAUUCCGGAAGCUGCAGCAGCUGGGCGAGAAGAAGGACACACCCAUCACCUGCUCACCGCCCACGCCGGCCAAUAAUCACACGUUGAAGUGCGACAUUGGCAAUCCCUUGGAGUCUGGAAAGAUUGCACACUUCAAGAUUAGCCUGGUGCCGGAGGAAAAGUACGGCAGCUCAUCCAGCUAUGACUUCUACUGGGAGGCCAACUCCACGAACCCGGAGAAAGAGGGCUCCGGUUUCGAUAACAAAAUCCGCCAGAGCGUUGGCAUUUGGGUGGACACUGACCUGGACAUCAAGGGCACCUCCCUGCCCGACUAUCAGCUAUACAAGGCGGACGACUAUACGACCCUGGAGAAUGCCACCAAGGAGGAUGAGAUUGGACCCCAGGUGGUGCACAUCUAUGAGAUUCGCAAUAAUCGUCCCUCGAUCAUCGAGGAAGCGGAAGUACGCAUCCAUCUGCCCUACGAGACCAUUGUGGGUGAUCCCCUCAUGUAUCUCCUGAAUCAACCGGAGACUGGCGGCAAGAUCACCUGCGACGAGGUGCUGGUCAAUGAGAAUAACCUGCUGCUGGACGAGAAGCUGGCCCGGAAGUCGUAUCUGCAGGCCCAGGGUGCCAUUUCGAACUCCGCCCUGGUCGGAGGGCAAUCCACCUCCUCCUCCUCCAGCUCAUCCAGUGCGGGAAGUGGUGCGGCCAAGGAGGGCGGCGGCCACCUGGAGAUAUCCCAGGGCGGCGGUGGUUCCGGUCAGGCUGUCUUGGUCAGCAAGACGGAGGCCAAAAACCGUCUGACCGCCAAGCAGCUGGCGGAACUGGAGCACGAGGACACCUUGGAGGUGCCCGGUGAUGCCUCAUUUGUGCACCGAGAUCGCGCCACCCAGGCGGCGGUGCAGGUCCAAGAACCACGCAUCAAUCAAUCCAGCUUCGCCACCUUCUCCACCAGCAGCGGAAGCUUGGGAUCGGGAUCCCCCUCGGCCCAGCUGCGUGGCCACAGCACCCAGGGACACAUCCAGAUAGCCGGACCUGCCCAGCAGUCCAGCAGCUCGGGCAAUUAUCGUGCUUGGCCGCAGCAUCAUCAACAGCAACAGCAGCAGCAGAUCCUUCUGGCCGGAGCAGGUUCCGGUGGAGGAGGCAGCUUCAAUGACAAGUCCCAGUUUGGCGGCCGGACAGGCAACUUCCAUGCCGGCACCCUGGACUUGGGCACCCUUGGCAACCGUGGCAAUGUGGACAAUGAGCUGUAUCAGCGGAGCCAGAGCAGUGGUCACUAUCCCGGCCAAACUGUGGGCCAGAGCCAGGGACAGUUCCGUGUGCAGAGCCAGGGACUGGGACAGGGACAGUACCAGGGCCAGAACCAGGGCCAAUUCCAGGGUCCCAGCCAUUCCUAUCAGGGACAGACGCAGUUCAGUAGCGCUCCAGGUGGCUAUCAGACUCACCAUGUGACCUUCUCUUCCGGCGGUAGCAAGCCUUAUUAUGGCCGGGAAAAUGAGGACUACUACGACGAGGAUAAUCUUCAACAGGCCACGCCCGCUGCCACGGGUCACUGGAGCAGCUCCAGCUCUAGCUCACAGCGACGCCUGCGCAGGACGCCAGAGGACGAUGAGGAGCAGCAGCCCCGCCAGAUCGAUCUGAAUUCUCCGUGCAAGUCGGCCAAAUGCAAGACCAUUCGAUGUGUGGUCAGUAACCUGGGAACGGAGGAUGGUGAUGCCGCCUUUGUGGCCAUACGGGCACGCAUGGUGGCCACGACAAUGGAGAAACUGGCCUCAAAUGUGCCGCUGAAUGUGUCCACGCUGGCGGUGGCCAACGUGACCCUGCUGCCGUUCAUUGGGCCGCCCAAGGAUCCCAUCGAAAAGACGCACGAGAUCUUCUACAAGGCGGAACCGGAACCGCAACAGGUGCCGGAUGUUGUGCCCCUGUGGGUGGUUGUCCUGGCUGCCUGUGCUGGUGCCCUCAUCUUCCUACUGCUCGUUUGGUUGCUGUACAAGUGUGGGUUCUUCAAUCGCAACCGGCCAACUGAUCACUCUCAGGAGCGACAGCCACUGCGGAAUGGCUACCAUGGCGACGAACAUCUGUAGAUCCUUUCCAAAAGGAAAAUGAUAGCAGAAAAACGCAACAACUAAUAACACGACAUGCCACGAACAAUAAGUACUUCUAACAUCGCACUAAACCAAAACGUACUAAAAAAAAGGCGUACUAAGAAAGGGGAACUGAAAUUUGGGUUCCAAACCGAAACGUGUUAUACGAAAAUCGAUCAGUUAUCCGGCGGAUAAAUCUUUGAAUAUUUGAAAGGCGAAUACAACAAGAAAACACAUUUAAACUUGCCUAGUCACGACAUGAAGAACUUUCUAAUAUGCGUAAAGGUAUCUUUUUACUUGAUUGAUUAUUUUUAAUUAUUUUUAUUUCGAGGAAAGUUCAGCAAGUGCUAUUAUUAAGCCCGUACUAAAAAAAAACAUAAAAGCAGGAAAAAGGUAGAAGCCUAAGCUAAGUGUGUGUGAAUGAAGUGAGCGAUUGUGUGUGUAUGAGAAGGUGAAUAUUUGUGUGUGCGAGAGCGAAUGUGAGUGAUAGUAAAAAAAAGAAAAGAAAAGAAAAGAAAAGGAUAAUAGAAACUCGGAAAUAUCAGAAUUCAGAGACCGAGAAAUGAUUCAAGUCUCGCGAGCCUUGCCGCGCUGUCAAGUUGGUCCUUUAAAAGUACUGCCAUGCCCCCUUUUCUUAGACAACUGCAGAUGCGGGGAGGCGGAUAAGCAGAGGUGCUAAUAUAAAUUUUUUUUUUUUCUUAUGUUUAAAUUCUAUUAUCAAGUUUCUUGAGCAUUUUUUGUUGGCGUUUUGAAAUUAAGAAAAAUAUUAAAAAAUAAUACCUUGUUAUGUGGAAAAUCGUUUGCCAAAACUCAAAGUUCGCGAAAGAAGAAAAUUACAACGCCAAAAUGUGUUGAAAAUGCAAAAACAACAAAAAAUUAAUAAGAAAAAACAACAAAUUAUUGGAUUAAUCGAUGUAAUUAUUUAACUAUAACUCUUUGUGUAUAUACUAAAAAAGAAACCACGAAAUGAAAUGAAUGGAGAAGAGUUAAAUCGUUUUUAUUUAAAUUAAUAAUGCAUUUAUUUCCAAACUACAAUGGGAGAAGCGCUGACCGACUUCUUGCAGUGUAUUCUCGAAAUAAACCCCCUGUACUAAACCUUAGUUUCGCCCCUCCCCCUGCUCACAGUUUAGUUUAGUUCAAUUAUACGCUAAUGUUUAAUUUAUUAACUGUACUUAUUACUGAUUGCCCCCCACUUUCCCACUACUUUUUUUUUUGCUAAUUUCUGUAUUACAUUUAAUGAUUUAUAAUAAAAAGAUACGAAUAA
This is a messenger RNA of Drosophila serrata, 5696 nucleotides long. It is a transcript of the gene if, whose product is annotated as integrin subunit alpha inflated. Gene Ontology annotation, cellular component: integrin complex; external side of plasma membrane. Gene Ontology annotation, biological process: cell-matrix adhesion; cell adhesion mediated by integrin; integrin-mediated signaling pathway. NCBI's taxonomy places the organism in Eukaryota, Metazoa, Arthropoda, Insecta, Diptera, Drosophilidae. The record is from RefSeq and is a predicted model, not a curated record. Gene Ontology annotation, molecular function: integrin binding.